GGACGAGGGGAAAAAAAGCAGGAAGCUAGCUGUGCCUGGUGGAUAAGUUUUCAAAGGCACAGCUAAUAUUUGGCUCUGAGGAGCUCUCUCUCUCUCUCUAUAUAUAUAGGUUCCUUCCAAGUUCUAAUGCACACCUUGUCCCGCAAAUCUAGGCAAAGUUGCACAAUAAGAUGGCUAGCCUUGCAGUUUUCCAGCGUUUGUUAGUCUCUCUGUGCCUUCUGUACAUCGCCUUCAGUACUUAUGCUGAUAAUCAGGGUGACAACCUUCACAGAUUGAUCAUGUCAAGGUGGUCAACAAACCCGCCUCUUGCGGUUUCUUGGGCGAAGCUAGAUGCAACAGAGGAGCAUUUGCCCAUGUUUGUCGAACCGCAAGAUGGGUUGAUGGAAGCCAAUAAGAUUGAUAAAUUGCCGGGGCAACCACAUGGGGUGGAUUUUCGCCAAUUCUCUGGCUAUGUCAAAGUUGAUCCAGAGGCUGGAAAAGAACUCUUCUAUUAUUUUGUUGAGUCCCCAAAGAACUCUUCCACUAAUCCUUUGGUCCUUUGGCUCAAUGGAGGACCAGGAUGUUCUUCUUUCGGUUAUGGAGCCAUGAUGGAACUAGGACCUUUCAGAGUCAACAGCGACAACAAAACACUUAUCAGAAACAAAUAUUCAUGGAACAAUGUGGCCAAUGUGCUCUUCUUGGAAUCUCCGGCUGGUGUGGGAUUUUCAUACUCAAACACAACCUCUAAUUACAACCAAACGGGCGAUACAAGCACUGCAAAAGAUGCCUAUACUUUUCUCAUCAACUGGCUGGAGAGGUUCCCACAAUACAAAACCCGAGGCUUCUUCAUAGUGGGGGAGAGCUAUGCCGGUCACUAUGUGCCUCAGCUUGCACACACCAUUCUUCUCAACAACAAGAACAAAAACAAAACCAUCAUCAACCUCAAAGGCAUAGCUAUAGGGAAUGCGUGGAUUGACGAUGCUACAAAUAUUAUGGGGCUAUUUGAUUAUUUAUGGACUCAUGCCAUGAACUCUGAUGAAACCAACAAAGGCGUCCAUUCUCAUUGUUACUCUGUAAAUGGAACUUCCACUCCCCAGUGUGAGUCGUUUCUGGUAAAAGCCAUACUUGAAACUGGCGAUAUUGAUUUAUACAACAUUUAUGCCCCAAUCUGCCUCAACCCUUCACACAAAAAUGGAUCAACGGGUUCUGUUCACAAUUUCGAUCCCUGCUCGGAGCACUACAUCAACUCAUAUUUGAAUAACCCAGAGGUUCAAACAGCUCUGCAUGCGAAUCCAACGACUUGGAGGGCUUGUAGAAAUUUUAACUGGACUGACAGCCCAAGUACCAUCCUACCCAUCAUCAAGGAUCUAAUGAAAAGUGGCAUAAGGUUAUGGAUAUACAGUGGGGAUAUAGAUGGUCGGGUGCCGAUUACUUCAUCCAGGUACUCCAUAAACAGCCUCAAGCUCCCUGUCCUCUCUGCUUGGCGUCCAUGGUACACCAACAAUGAGGUGGGAGGAUAUGUGGUGCAAUACAAAGGAAUGACAUUGGCUACGGUAAGAGGAGCUGGACACACUGUUCCAACCUACCAACCAGAGAGAGCAUUGAUCAUGAUCUCAUCAUUCCUUCAAGGAUAUCUUCCUCCUUCCUCUCCAUGACUUGAAAAGUGAUUGAAUGGCUGAGCCCUUUAUGUAACUAUGCACCUACUAUUUGGGCUCUUCCCAUGUAAUUGUGGCUCUCACUCUUUUUACUUGGCAAGUAUUUGGACGCCGAAAGACAACCACGUUGAGGAGUUGGUCCAUUUUGUAAUUUGUCCCAUGACAGUCCUAUCCAGACAUGCGUCCAAUAUAUGCAGUGUGUGUGAUUCUGAUGUUUAAACCAAGUAAGAUUUGAAGAACAAA
Molecule: messenger RNA, 1877 nt
Organism: Malania oleifera
Lineage: Eukaryota; Viridiplantae; Streptophyta; Magnoliopsida; Santalales; Ximeniaceae
Product: serine carboxypeptidase 1-like
Exons: 8
Coding region: 171-1634 (487 amino acids)
Biological process (GO): proteolysis
Cellular component (GO): vacuole
Molecular function (GO): serine-type carboxypeptidase activity
Source: RefSeq, a predicted model, not a curated record